Messenger RNA from Phytophthora infestans T30-4, 540 nucleotides. RefSeq lists its product as uncharacterized. The record is from RefSeq and is a predicted model, not a curated record. Bases 1 to 540 code for a protein of 179 amino acids. The transcript is spliced from 4 exons. Lineage: Eukaryota; Oomycota; Peronosporomycetes; Peronosporales; Peronosporaceae.
AUGUCGAAGCGAGCGGAGUCUCAAGUUGCACAGCCCUCAAAGCCGUCAGGAAGCAAGAGUGUUGAGAUGCCUCGUUCGAUCCGACCAUCACAUCUGAAAGCUUCCUCGACGCAACAAUCGCGAAAUUCGAAAGCAAUUUCCAGCUCAAAGUCGAUCCACAGUGAGGAUGACAACAACAGUAGUUCCGACAGUCCACACACUUCAGCUCGAGAGGCUGAGCCAGCUACAGACGACAUCACUAGUGAAUUAGAUGGUCGCACGGAUAAUUUCCAAGUGAACACUGUAGAACGUCAGGCUGUGGCGAUGCUGAAAACAAUAACCAAGAAGAGCGAAAGAAAUCACCACAAGUACGACGCCUUUCGUUCCAACAUCUCGGGGAAAGAUAAGCGCAUUGAUGAGCUUCACGCGUCAUUCGAAGACUUGGCUAGUCAAACUGCGGACUUAGAAGUACUUUGCAACAGCGACGUGGAUGCCGAUACACUCGACAAACUUUUCAUGGCCAUCCCCACCGAACAGCGUCAGCUUUAUCUUAGCGAAUAG